Molecule: messenger RNA, 1788 nt
Organism: Penicillium angulare
Lineage: Eukaryota; Fungi; Ascomycota; Eurotiomycetes; Eurotiales; Aspergillaceae
Product: KRI1 family protein
Exons: 2
Coding region: 1-1788 (595 amino acids)
Biological process (GO): endonucleolytic cleavage in ITS1 to separate SSU-rRNA from 5.8S rRNA and LSU-rRNA from tricistronic rRNA transcript (SSU-rRNA, 5.8S rRNA, LSU-rRNA)
Cellular component (GO): 90S preribosome; nucleolus
Source: RefSeq, a predicted model, not a curated record
AUGGAGCCCCCUUCAAAGAAGAUGCGCAAGCUUCUGGAUGACGAUAGCUCCAGUGACUCUGGCGAUGAUGCCGGUGGUGUGUCAAUCACCAAGUCACCAGCCACAGAUUUCAAAAUCAACGCAGACUACGCCAAGCGAUUUGAGUAUAAUAAGAAGCGCGAAGAAGUUGCAAGGUUGGAAUCGAAGUAUGGCAAAAACACUAGCAUGGGCAACCGCCGCGCCCAAGAAGAAUCCGAGGAAGAAUCUUCAUCUGAUGAGGAUGAGGAUGACAACGCUGAGCUUGCGACAGUAGCGCUUGAUGCAGAAAUCCAGGCGACCUUGAAUGCCAUUCGCUCCAAGGACCCCCGAGUCUACGACACCAACGUCACGUUCUACACAAAGUUCGAUGAAGACGAGGCCAACGCAGACCCCAAAGCGAAGAAGGAGAAGACUAUGACCUUGCACGAUUACCACCGCGAAAACCUACUCAGCGGUGCCCGGCCUGAUGAAGAGGAAUUUGUCCCUAAGACUUUUGCACAAGAGCAGGCCGAUUUGAAAAAUGAUCUGGUCAAGGAGCUGCAUGCCUCCGACGAUGAGAUGGAGGAUGCAGAUGAUUUCCUGGUUCGCAAAUCUGAGCCGGAAGUCUUCGAAAAGCCCGAUGUCAAGUUAGAUAUCAAGAACGCCGAGAAGGAUCCCGAAACUUUCCUUUCCAAUUUCAUGUCUUCUCGCGCAUGGGUUCCGGAAGACAGACCAGAGCUUCACCCAUUUGAAUCCGAGGACGAGGAUGAGGCAAACCGAGCCGAUGCCUUAGAAGAAGCAUACAACUUCCGCUUUGAGGACCCUAACAAACUCAACGAAGUGCUGGUCACCCACUCUCGUGAGGCUACAAACAAACAAUCCGCCCGACGAGAGGAGAAGAGCUCUCGCAAGAAGAUCCGUGAUGCUGAACGCCAGCAAAAGGAUGACGAGAAGAAAAAGCGUGACACUGACAAGAGUCGUCUGCGCAAAUUGAAGACCGAGGAGCUUCAAAAGAAGGUCGAACAGAUCAAGGAAGUCGCUGGAUUCAGAACAUCUGAUUUCACGGAUGAUGACUGGUCUCGAUUCCUCGACGAUGCCUGGGAUGAUAAGGAAUGGGAGAAAGAGAUGGAGAAACGAUUUGGCUCAGAUUACUAUGGCGAGGAUGCCACCAAGGAUAGCAAGAAGCACCCCUCGAAGCCUGAAUGGGACGAUGAUAUUGAUAUCACGGACUUGGUCCCAGACUUCAAGGACAAGGAAGACGAUUCGGAAAAUGAGAAAGAUGAUGAUGAUGAGGAGGAGGAGGCUCCUCGCCCAAAGAAGAGCAAUACCCAGGAUAAGCGUGACCAGAAGCGAGAGGCUCGCAAGGACCGCAUGCGUAUCGAAGAGGCCGUUGAACGCAACCUGGACCUGGACAUUACCAUGCUUCCUGGCGCGACCAAGAAAAACGCCACCAAGUUCCGUUACCGCGAGACUUCUCCCCAGAGCUUUGGCUUGACAGCACGGGAUAUUCUCAUGGCCGAUGAUCAGCAGCUUAACCAGUUUGCCGGUCUUAAGAAGCUUGCUUCGUUCCGUGAUGCUGAAUUGAAAGCUAAAGACGAGAGGAAACUGGGUAAGAAGGCUCGUUUGCGCCAAUGGCGUAAGGAUACUUUCGGUGAUGAGGAAGGUCCUGCCUUUGAAUUUGGAUCAGGCCCGAAGGAAAAGCAGGCGGAGGAUGUUGCUGAGGAUGGCAUGAAUGUUAAUAUUCGUGAGGGUGAUGGACGCAAGAAGCGCAAGCGUUCCAAGAAGCACUGA